CCAUAAUGCCAUAUCUGGAUAAUAACGUCCUGGCAUCUUACUCCAUGGCAUAUAAUAUGCAAUAUUCACUAUAUCUACCUCUAUCUCCAUCUAUCCAUACUAUACUGUAUUGUACUGUAUUGUGCAAUACUAUGCCACAGCCUUCUGUCGACAUACCCAGUCUUCUCACACUAUCACCCCCUUCCUUUGUCCCUUUCUUAAACCAUCUUCAUCUCUUGGCGUAUUCUACGUCUCUAUUUCUCAAAUACGCCUCAUUUUCCCAAAAAUCCCGUUGACACCUCUCAUCCGCCCUGAUGACACCUUCAUUGAGAAUGUUUGGGAGAUUCACCGUCGUUUUAUACGUCUUCAUUCCCCUGGCUGCCAUCACUACUCUACAUUGUCUUUUUCCGGCUCGACCGCCCCCCACGCUCCCAUAAUCUAGCCUUAUCUCCUCCCCUGAGCAGCUCUGAUUCUCUCUCUGCCUCUUCAUUCCCAUCUCUCCGCCAUCUGUGCGACGAAACAGACUGGACGGAGGGUCUCUGGCUCCAAUGCCACAACAAUGUCGGGCCAUCCAAGACCGCGAUGAGGGGCGGCCCCAGCAAUCUACGGAACAGGAUGCAGACGUGCGUAGGCCUUGCAACCUCCGCUGGCGCCGGUGUCUCCCCGCCUCUCAUAUACUCCACGGUCGCGGGCGGCGUUUCGCGCAGUAUUAUUGAUACAUUCUAGAUGCCCACGUUUGCCACUCGCAACGGUACUGACCUAAUGAAAUACCGCACAGAGGAAUGCCCUGAGGGUCUAUUUGACACUCUACCAGCAGGCUCUAUCCGCGGCCUGUCCGCAGCUGAAUAUCCGCGCCUGCAAUGACACCAAUGUGGUGCUUCUGCGACAGCACCGCGCGCAUACGAGAAGGUGGUGAACAGUAUACCCCCGUGUGAGGAUUGGGGAGCAUAGAACCCAACCCGGCUUUUAAUAAGCUCAGUCGUCCUUCUUCGACUCCGCUUAUCCCUCUAGGACGGUCUACCAAGUCCGGUUGCGGCAGGCACGCCAUCUAGCACAUCGUUCACAGGUCAUCUGUCAUGCUGGCCUUUCCGCCAUGGUUCAGGGGCUGGAGGUGAGGUCGUUCAUGCGGCCAUCCCAGAGGAUGGUGCCUGCCAAAUCAGACCCGACUGAGGCGAGGAGCGAAAGAGCCUUGAGCAUCCUGACGAAUAGCAGAGAGCAACAGCAAAGGAUGAGAAGACGCGAUCUAGCGUAACUGAAUCAGAUGAUGGUGAUCUGUUUCGCUGGCGGCAAUUUGAGCCGGCCGUCUCAUAUAUAAACAUGGUGCCUGAACGGCCGCCCUUGAAGAUCUGGGGGGUCCCUCAUGAUCUGGAGUACUAAUCGUUUUGUUUAGUAUAGGGGCAGUGGAUAGAUAUAUGAGUGGAAGUUGUUGGCAACGACUGCAUGUUAGGAGCGGAGAAAGUUGUUCCGGGAAGUUGAGGCGAUGGUAAGCGAGAAGGUGGAGGUUCUUGGUUCUUCCCGCGGGCCGGCACUUGGGUUUUUAGCCGCCUGGUAACGCCUGGUAACGCGUGGGAAAGCCCCGAUGUUCCUGCCGUCCUCAAGGUCAUGUCACUCAAUCACUCUGCGGUACAACGAAACGGGGACAACAUAACUGGGCAGGAUUAUAUAUGAAAUAUAUGACUUCUCGACUAUUUCGACGCGUCAUGUCCUCCGGUAAUGGCAAGCCCAUAUCCUUCGGCCCAUUCGAGGUCACAGACCAGGUCUUCUACACAACCCCCCUCUCCUUCGCCCUCGUGAACAUCAAGCCCCUCCUCCCCGGCCACGUCCUCGUCUCCCCCCACCGCUCCGUCCCGCGGCUCCCCGACCUCACCCCCCCCGAAGUAAGCGACCUCUUCCUCACUGUGCAGCGAGUCCAACGCAUGAUCGCAUUGACGUACUUCCCCUCCCCCGGCGCACCCACAGAGGGGGGAUUCAACAUCGCGAUCCAGGACGGCGUGGAGGCGGGCCAGAGCGUGCCGCAUGUGCAUUGCCAUGUGAUUCCACGGCUGAGGGGGGAUGGGAAGGGAGAUGGGAUUUAUGAUGAGAUGGCGGGGGAGGGGGGGAAUGUGGGGGGGCAUUUGUGGGAUAGGGAGAUGGCGGGGAGACCGGUGGCGGGGGGGAGGCUUCCGAGGAUUGAGGAUGCGACGAGGGAGGCGAGGAGUGGGGAGGAGAUGAGGCGGGAGGCGGCGGAGUUUAGGGAGAGGAUGAGGGAGUUGGAUGAGAGUGAGGCGGAGGUUUGA
This is a messenger RNA of Pseudogymnoascus destructans, 2255 nucleotides long. RefSeq lists its product as uncharacterized. The record is from RefSeq and is a predicted model, not a curated record. The transcript is spliced from 2 exons. Gene Ontology annotation, molecular function: catalytic activity. NCBI's taxonomy places the organism in Eukaryota, Fungi, Ascomycota, Leotiomycetes, Thelebolales, Thelebolaceae. The coding region runs from base 1644 to 2255 and encodes 203 amino acids.